AUGACCGAAUGUUACGAUAUUGUCGUCGUAGGAGCUGGACCGGUAGGGCUCAUGUUGUCAGCAUGUCUCCUACGCUUGGGACCGUACAAGAUCAAGCACAUUGACCAGCGGCCCUUCCCGACAAAGACUGGACGCGCUGCUGGAAUCCAGGCGCGGGCUCUUGAUGUGUUGCAGAAUUUGGACCUCAAACGUGCCAUCAUGUCUUAUAACCCAGGGCGAGUCUACGAGGUUGCAUUCUGGGAUGCUUCAAACGACGCGCGGGGGAUUCGACGCACGGGGACUGCGAAAAGCUAUCCUGACUACAUCGAUACGAGACACCCGUUCAGUACCCUCCUCCAUCAAGGCCGGAUAGAAAAAAUAUUCCUGGAUGAUUUAAGGGAGCGAGGGCUUGAAAUACAAAGAACUUGGACCAUCACAGGGUUUAGGAAUGAGCCGUGUGGAGAGUAUCCCGAUCACCCACUGGUAGUGGACCUCGUCAGCGUGGACGGGAGAGAAGGUUCGACUGUGCGAACAAAAUAUUUGUUUGGUGCAGAUGGACCGCGAAGCCGGGUGAGGGAUCUUCUUGGGGUACCGAUGUUGUCGAAAGAUCCAACAAUGCAUGUGUGGAGUGUCAUUGACGGGGUGGUUAAGAGCGACUUUCCGGACAUUCAGAUGAAAUGUACCGUACAUUCCUCCAAAGGAUCCGUCAUGAUUAUCCCUCACGGAAACAAUGUUGUCCGCAUUUACGCUCAGAUGUUUCCGAAGAAUGGACAGGAACCUCUCGCGUUUGCGACAGUACCGAAAAUCCAACAGUCGGCAAACGAGAUUCUUGCUCCAUAUAAAGUGGAGUGGGAGAGAGUAGAUUGGCACUCUGCAUACCGAAUUGGACAAGGACUUGCCUCGAAUUAUUCUCUCGAUGAGCGAGUCUUUAUUGGAGGAGAUGCAUGUCAUACGCAUAGUCCCAAAGCCGGUCAGGGGAUGAACUACGGCUUCUUAGAUGCACACAAUCUCGCAUGGAAAUUACACCUGGUCGAAUCUGGCUUUCUCCGUCGCUCCCUACUGAAAACGUACGAAGGAGAACGGAAGCUCGUAGCAGCGAAGCUGAUUGAGUUUGAUGCAACAUACGCGAACCUGUUCAGUUCUCGGCAGCCUGCUGGCGAGAAUAAGGUUGCUCCGAGCUCGGAGUUUGUUCAGGUAUUCAAGCAGAACACGUUCUUGACGAGUGGCUACGGCGUCGAGUAUCCUGUUAACAGCUUAACUUGGCCUUCAACUUCUACACCAUCAAAUACAACAGCUCUGCGUCCUGGUCGCAGCUUUCCUACCGCAACCGUAACGAGGGUCAUCGAUGCCCACCCCGUCUACUUGGAACAGGAGAUCCCCUUCAACGGCAGCUACCGGAUCUACAUCUUUGCAGGAAAACCUGCAACUACCUCGACAGCAAUAUUUGAUCUCGCCGAUAAUCUACAGGCCAAGAGCAGCAUCUUUCGCCGGUAUCAGCGAAACGUUGAUAUUUCGUACGAAGGAAGACACAAUCCUCACUCCCCAUUCUUCACCUUUUCGCUCGUUUCCCACGCACCGCGAUCGACGAUUGAAAUCCAGGAAUGCCUUCCGGAAUACUUCGCUUGUUAUAGGUAUCACGUUUACGCGGACGAUCGCGAAAUGUCGCAGGGAGGCGAAGCUACGGAAAGGAGCGCUCAUGUCAAGAUGGGAUUCGAUGCAGAAAAGGGUGGUAUCGUCGUCGUGCGUCCCGAUGGAUACGUUGGAUGUGUUCUUGAUCUAUGUGAGGGGAUAACGAGUGCAUCAGCUUUGAAUAGAUAUUUCGAGGCGAUUGUGCCAGGAAAUGAGCACGAUGCCGUGGCAGCAAGGCUGUAA
Messenger RNA from Aspergillus tubingensis, 1851 nucleotides. RefSeq names its product phenol 2-monooxygenase. The record is from RefSeq and is a predicted model, not a curated record. Lineage: Eukaryota; Fungi; Ascomycota; Eurotiomycetes; Eurotiales; Aspergillaceae. The coding region runs from base 1 to 1851 and encodes 616 amino acids. Gene Ontology annotation, molecular function: FAD binding. The transcript is spliced from 3 exons.